Messenger RNA from Botrytis byssoidea, 2682 nucleotides. RefSeq lists its product as uncharacterized. The record is from RefSeq and is a predicted model, not a curated record. NCBI's taxonomy places the organism in Eukaryota, Fungi, Ascomycota, Leotiomycetes, Helotiales, Sclerotiniaceae. The transcript is spliced from 4 exons. Bases 1 to 2682 code for a protein of 893 amino acids.
AUGACGCGCCAACCUUCCGAUCAAUGUAUCGACGCUCCUGGCCAAUCGACCAACCCUUUGCCGAUUCCUACUACCCAAUCUGUUCCCCAAUCUGUUCCUCAGUCUGUUCCUCAGUCUGUUCCUCCUCCUCAAAAGUCUGCUGAUCAACAAACACCCUCCUUGGGCCAUGUUUAUCCAUCUAUUAAUGCUGCGUCCUGCAGCCAUGGACAAGGCCAAGAAGAUGUUUUCGUACCACCUCCACGAUUGACGUACUUGGAUUUAUUGAUCAUGGAAAAUUCAGGAUUUCCAAGUAUGGCUGAGUUUGAGAUCUUCCUCCAGCUGUACCAGAAAUCAUAUUAUCACAUGGAACUAGCGGAACGCAAAAAGCUCUUCCAGCAAGUGGAGCUUCUUCGACGAGGUAUGCGCCACCCGCAAUCGAUUCAAGCGCUGGUAGAAGCACAGCAGAGUAUUCAGGCCGGUCAACCGUUCCUCAGCCUCAAACAUUAUGCAAACUUCAGCCGAAACGGAUAUAUGCUCACCUCAAUGAUCAGUCGCUGCCUCAAUCUUACCUCUUUCGCUCUGCAGCGAGCCGUUUUUAAGGCCGCACUAGAAGCAAGUAGGAACACCGAUACGCCAAACAUAGCAACCAUUUCAGGAAAGAGCUGUGAAGAUAUUUUGACCCGUGGUGUAAAACACUGGACCGCUGAGGACAUCUUGAAACUUGAGACAAUCGUCUACAUCCGCCCCUCUGAGCACCAUGUCAAUAACCCUCCAUCUAAGGUCACUUCGCGUACUGAUUUUUCAUACUUCUCGCAUGACCCGCCUCUCCAUUGCCCGGAUCCUCCAAAGUAUGGAGGUAUGAAAAUCGAGCCAAACGAUUCCGCUUUGUCCUUGCAACAACCGUGGACAUACAGCCAGUGUUUGGACUACCUCGCUGGUCGGACAAUAAACUUCAUGAAUUCUCGUGAUCCAGAAGCUUUCUUCUUCAGCUUGCCUUCGGACGACAAGCUUCAAGGCAUGACGGCGGAUCAACGUGCAGAGUUUGUUCGUAAACACAUUUUAGAGGAAGAUGCAAAGCGUACUUUAUCGAAAUCAGGCAAUGAUUGGUACCCUGUUCACACGAAAACCUCCGAGCGUUCUACUGAACGUGCAUACGAUAGUUUGCCUCCGGAGCUUGAUACCACUGCAUCAAUCUCAAAAGUUAGCCCUUACAUCCAGGAAAGUCUUGUUAAUCAUCGAAACCUUAGAACCCAUAAUAUUUACAGUAGUCGAGGUAGACAUGGAUUCGAAUCACCAUCGAACCAUGGUGCAGAUUAUGAAAGAAGAAUGGGGUAUGAACGUAAGCCGCCAUCGAGCAUUGUGGCAGAUGACGGAUAUUGCAAUUCAGACCUGGGGGAUGACGAUGAUUCUGAUUGGGCUCCCACUCAAUCUGACAAUUGGAGUUCGCCAUUGAGAUUAACGAAGCGUGUAUCCUUCGCUGCAUUGGUGACAGACAUACCAGGAAAUCUUCGCGGACAGGAGAAUAGUAUCGUUCCAUCUGAUUCCCUCUCCUUUGCAGAGUCAGAGAAUGAUGAACCAACCACUGCAGACAAUGGUCCAUUGACCGAAAACAUUCGCGAUCGUCAGGAUCGUCUUUGGGCAACUUCUGCAGCUCAUGCUACUUCUGCGAUGGAGGUUGUACUGGCUUCGGGUGAUGAAAAUGACAAUAAUGUCCCAGUUAUCCCACCUCAUACCUCUAGUUCGAAGAGAGGAAACAGAAAGCGUUCAAUGACUCGAGGUAGUCGAGUAGCUCAACCACGUGCUCAACGACGCGGUGGGUAUUUUGAUACCUUGAUCAAUACUUUGGAAAAUCAGCAUUCGCAACUGUCCUCACUCCCAAAGUUGAGCGAGCUUCUCAGUUCUGUGGAUGAGAAGCAUCAGACGGCUACCAAAAAGCCUCAAGGUAUCCAAGCUCAAGAGGCUUUGUUCACUACUUCGGACGGGGCUCCGGUGCAACGCGGCGUUUCAAACGUUGGAUGUGCCCCUCAAGAAUAUUGCAUGCUAGCCGCGAAAGAAAUGUACCUGGAGCAGCAAAGAAAGAGGAGAAACCAACUGUUGCAAGAACAGGCUGCUAUGCAAGCUGAGACUGUCUUAAAAACUAGUUCAAAAAAUGAUCAUGACCUUGAAGCUUCAGGACAUAAACCGGAAUUGUUAACAACGGAACAGGAAAGCAAGAACCAAGUUGAAUUGAAACGCCAAGAACAGGAUACCAAGUUAGCUACUUAUCCCUUCUGGGAGAAAGGUGGUCAAACAAAGCCUGUAGAAUCUUCUCGUGUUUCUCUCGGAAAUGACAAAUCUAUCCGCAAUAGUCCAUCAAAGUUCUACAGUCGCGCAUCGAAGGAAGCUCGGCAAUUCAAAGUCGGUCAGCAUGAAAAGCUUAAACAAGAUAUGGCCACUAAGUUCAAUGAACUUAAGAAAUUUGCGGACGAGUUCAAGAUGUCCACCGCAGUGCCAAGUGACAUUGCCUUUAUCAAUCACGGUCCUCUUCGUAUCGCGAUCAAGGAAGACAAUCUUCGUCGUGCUAAGGGUGCUCCAUUUGAUGAGUCGAAUGUGGAGGUCAUCUCGGUUGAAGAAGCUACUCGUCUUCUUGCUGCUCAGAAGUUAGCUAAAGAGAUCUCGACUGCUACAAAGUCUGCAACUGCUUCGGACAAGACAACUCAAUGA